This is a messenger RNA of Dendroctonus ponderosae (mountain pine beetle), 1878 nucleotides long. RefSeq names its product sepiapterin reductase. The record is from RefSeq and is a predicted model, not a curated record. Bases 911 to 1720 code for a protein of 269 amino acids. Gene Ontology annotation, molecular function: sepiapterin reductase (NADP+) activity. Lineage: Eukaryota; Metazoa; Arthropoda; Insecta; Coleoptera; Curculionidae. Gene Ontology annotation, biological process: tetrahydrobiopterin biosynthetic process. The transcript is spliced from 4 exons.
UUUUGAUCAGUUUUUGACAUGGACCCAUGGACAAGUUGUCAUUCAAAGGUACACCUUUCUGAAGAUAAUUUUACAACAAAAUUCGAAGAUAAUUUCACCCCAAAAAGUGCUGGCAAGCUACCAGACCAUGAAAAGUAUCUGGCUACUUUAGGCAAGUACAAGAUGUACCUUUUUAGAAUCGAAAUUGAAGAAAAUCAAGUCCGAUCCCAACGUGCUUCGACAGUUAACAGCCACAAAAGAAGCUUAUAUGCGACAGCUSCUUUGUGAAGAAACGGUACCCGAUCUGGUUCAGAUUUCUUUCGAAAACCCGAUAUCGGAUUCAUUAUUGCUGCGCACCAUUGUACCACAGAGACARGCACUGAAUCAAGGUGAAGUGGUCGAAUUCAUUAAGUACGAYCAACUUUUGCUAGAAGAAUCCACAGGCCAUYAUUAGAAGAGUAWAUCAAUAAGAGAAUUAGCGCAGUUGGUUCUCACACAAUUGCAAUAACUCUAAGUAAACGUUGUAACAAAAAGAAAAUUGCUGAAGGAUACCACCGGUGGUCGGUUUUAUGAUUUUUUCUCGGCAACACAAACGUGAUCGAUGAAUCAAUUACAAAGAUAUCUACAACCGAAAUCGGCUAGUUUUACAAAAAAAUGCCUGAUUUCAACAAUGCUGCAUAAAAGACAUCCUUCAAUAUCCUUCCCCUGGAGAAUGUUCGUGAUAUUGAUCGACGCGACCUUAUUAUUCCUCUGAGGACCGCCUAGAUUUGCUCGUGUUUUCCUCGGUGUACGAUUCUCACUGUCCAUUCAUUAACCAUUGGGUCAAGAGCUUGUUAUUUGUUAUUGGGCAUUAGGAAACUUUAGAAGUCGACAAACUACUAUUUGUGGAUUACUAUCCAAGUACGAAUCAAAGCACAUCCUACCUAAGAAUAUGGAGGACGUCCCAGUGGAACGAAUGGAUUUGACCAAAAAAUCCCUAAUAUUUAUCACUGGAGCGUCUAAGGGCAUUGGACAAACGAUUGCCAUCGAGCUAGCCAGGCGAAUAAACCCGGAAUCUAUCUUUGUUCUGAUUGCCCGCAGCCAGGAGGGCCUGAACGAAACCAAGGCAAAAAUUGCCAAAAUUAAACCUACUACAAUAACAGUUCUCACCUAUAGGACGGACCUCGCCACUCUCGAUAUGCAGAAAUGCAAUGAUCUCUUGGAUGAUGUCAUAAAGAAUGCUAAUGUAUCGGACGUGGAAGCAACAUGCUUUUUCCACAACGCGGGCCAAUUGGGGACUAUAAAAGAAACCGCUCGUCUGAUCGAUGUGGAGGACUGGAGAAAACAUUUCGAUGUGAACUUGCACUCUGCUAUUCUGCUGAACAGUGCUUUUGUACUGAAACUCCAGGAUAUCAUCCGGCAUCUGUAUAUAGUCAAUAUAACGUCGCUAGUCGCACGCAAACCAAUCAUCAAUCUGAGUAUGUACGCCGCUGGGAAAGCCGCUAAGGAAAUGUUCUUCAAAACGGUGGCAGUGGAAAAUUCCCGUUUGAAUGUGUUGAAUUACUCUCCAGGUCCUGUUCUAACAGAUAUGUUCAACUCAAUCUGCGAAAAUGAUGAGUGCGCUGAUCUGAGCAAGUCUUUCACUGAGGUCAGGAACACCAGCGUCCUCACCCCCACUCAAACUGUGGAGAAGCUUUUGAAUAUCUUGGUCAGCGGCUCUUAUCAAAAUGGAACAACCAUUGAUUUUUAUGAUAGAACCUAGGAUUUCUUGCCUGGAACUUGGCAAACACUGUCGCGUAACUUCCGCGAUUAUCGCCGUACUUGCAACCCUAUGCGCACGUAGUUGUUCAAAGCCUCGUUAUUCACCACUACAUGUAUGUCUUAAAUGGAAAUUGGUCUAAUAUAUAGUUAUUCUGAGAA